AUGGAAAAGAUGUUUUGGAAAAACUGUCAAACCAAAAAAGUUGGAAAUGCCAUCAACAAACAUCAUUGUGCCAUGGGUGUGAUGAGCAAAGGUUUAUGCAGAGUUGUGCAAGGCAUAUCACACAGACAAAUCAACUUGAUAGAGAAAGUCAAGUUGGUGCAGAACAUUCACAAAAUAUCAGUCUGCACAGAAGAAAUAAAGUACAUCAUCGCUGUGAAAUUCUUUAGUAACAUGGGCUAUUACGAAGAGAUUGUUGAUGAAGUCAUCAGGAAGUAUGGGCCUUCUACACAACCAUUAUUGUGCUCGGGGGAAAUUGAGAAAGAGAACCAAAGGUUCCAAGGACACAGAGCUUGUGCCCCUUGCUCAGUGUGUCCAGAUGCUGCUCAGAGCAGAAGUGCAGGUGUUUUGGGCAGCACAGAUGAGCUCACAGGAGAUUCCACUCCCAAGAACACACGGAGUCACACAGAGCAAAAUGUGGAAGAAAAGUUUUCCCAGUUACCAUUUACAGACUCUAGAUCGUAUACCUCAAACGGCAGAGUAAAUUGUUUCAGAAGAGGGCCAGCAGGACAGAAACGUGAAAUGUGGGGCACAAACGAGAAGGACAGUGGUAAUGUGGACCUUGAGAGCAAUGGCCUCUCACCGUCUCUUUCCUCUUCCAGUCCUGAAGAAGUCAGCUUCAUUUUGAGGGGAGCUACAGGCCACCAGAGGGGCCCAGCUUUUCCCAAAAAUGACUUUCUACAUCAAGCUCAUCCCUCGCUUCCCAAUAAUGCAAAGGCUGACUGUAAGAAACCUUCUGGCUUCUACAGUUCCCCUCAGCCUAAGCCACGUUUUUCCCAGAAUUCUCCAUUGCUGUCACUGCCCCAGCUCUUACCUUCAGAUACCAAUACUGAUCUGGUAUUGGCAGGAGCCUCCGAUCAUACUGAUUCUGUAGUUAUGGGGAUUCAGAGAUUCAGAGAUAUGCUGAAAAUACCCUAUAAACUGGAAUUAAAAAAUGAACCCGGCAGAGCAGAUUUGAAGCAUAUUGUUAUAGAUGGAUGUAAUGUCGCAUUUACCCACGGUCUGAACAAGUUCUUCAGUUGCCGUGGAAUAGCAAUUGCUGUUGAAUAUUUUUGGAAGCUUGACCACAGAAACAUCACUGUGUUUGUGCCUCAGUGGAGAACAAGGCACCAUCCUAAUGUCACAGAACAGCACUUCUUGAUCCAGCUGAAGGAGCUUGGAAUAUUAUCUCUAACUCCUUCCAGGACGGUCUUUGGAGAACGAAUUGCAGCUUCUCAUGUUGACAGCUUCCUACUUCACUUACUGCACAAAUCUGGGGGUGUCAUUGUAAGCAAUAAUAACUUCAGAGGGUUUGUGACUGAGUCAGUGUCCUGGAGAGAAAUUAUCGCCAAAAGAUUGCUUCAGUACACAUUCGGGGACACAUUUAUGGUUCCUGACAACCCUCUGGGAAGAAACGGACCUCGGCUAGAAGAAUUCCUUGGAAAGGAGGGCUCUGGAGUCCUGGAGCCUCUACUCAGUGCCCUGCCAAAUGUGGAUACAUUCGCCCGGAGCCAUAACACCCAAGUAGCCAUCACCAGCUACCAGCCUCCAUAUUGGAACCAGGGAACGUCUUCAGACCCUUGGCUUUCUCAGCAGCCCCACUUCACAUCUCUGGCCAGCAUUUUGGGUAUAGAGCAGAACCAUCUCAUGCCAGCACAGAGAUCUUCUGCAGAGACCAGUGAGCUGAGGGAGGCCCUGCUGAAGAUCUUCCCUGAUUCUGAGCAAAAACAGAAGAUCGAAGAGAUCCUGGCAGCCCAGCCAUUCCGGAAGGACCUGAACGUGUUUUCUGGCCUGGUGUUGGACCUAAGUCUGGGUUGA
Molecule: messenger RNA, 1854 nt
Organism: Myodes glareolus (Bank vole)
Lineage: Eukaryota; Metazoa; Chordata; Mammalia; Rodentia; Cricetidae
Source: RefSeq, a predicted model, not a curated record